Heteronotia binoei (common prickly gecko) is the source of this 794-nucleotide messenger RNA. It is a transcript of the gene TMEM174, whose product is annotated as transmembrane protein 174. The transcript is spliced from 2 exons. NCBI's taxonomy places the organism in Eukaryota, Metazoa, Chordata, Lepidosauria, Squamata, Gekkonidae. The record is from RefSeq and is a predicted model, not a curated record. The coding region runs from base 1 to 753 and encodes 250 amino acids.
AUGGAGAGGAAUAGCAAUCCCAUUGAAGACUACUCCAUCAAUAUCUUCUCCAUUGCUAUGCAUCAGCCAGACAACUCUGAAGCCCAGGUAUCUGAUGACAACAAGACUGGUGCCACUUUGCUCUUCUCUGGUGUCUUUUUGGGGCUAGUAGGAAUUACUUUCACUGUAAUGGGAUGGGCAAAAUAUGAAGGAGUCUCUCAUUUUGAAUGGACUCAGUUGCUAGGACUGAUUCUGCUUUCAGUUGGUGUGACUUUCUUGCUUAUUGCAAUGAGCAAUUUUAAAAUGCUCACCUGUAAGCCUUGCAGUGAAAGAGAGGAAGGCACAUCAGGCGUGGACCAGACUUGUGGACAGUCAUUUGUUUUCACUGGAAUUAGCCAGCCAAUAACUUUCCAUGGGGCAACAGUGGUACAAUAUAUCCCUUCUUACCCAGCCCAGGAAGGUUUGGGUAUAAAUUCUGCAAAUUUCCACCAAGUUUGCAGCAAUCAUGGACAUCCUCUGUCUUCUGGAUCAAUCAUUCCUGAUCCCAACCCUCCCCAGUAUUAUAAUGCCUACCCAUUGGAUAACCUUGCAUUUUCUGCAGAUGAGGAUCACUCUGCUUGUCUUGCAGUGGACACCAGAAGUGAACGGUCAACUGAUAGCUUCAACGAACCCAAGGGAGCUUUGUUUGAAGAUGUUUACUGUGAUUUCUCACCUCCACCAUAUGAGAAACUGUUUUCAUUGCCAUCAUACAUAUUAAAAGGGAAGUCUACCUAACACUCCAUAAGGACUGUGCUUGUUUCUGUGAGAUAUUUAUA